AUGGAGCAGUCACAGUGUGGCAGCAGAGACCGCGGCGGCAGCGGCCGACCCCCGCUGGCCCCGGGGCUGGUGGCGGCGGCCCCUCCGCCCCCGGCUCCGGCGUUGCCGGGACCCCCGGGGAUACCCGUUCCUGCAACUUUCCUGCGGCCGCCGAGCCUUUUCCUGCGGGCAGCCGCCGCCGCCGCCGCCGCCACCACGGGGAAUGGAGGCUGCCCGCCGGCUCCCGGGCUGGAGAGGGGGGCACGCGCGGUGGGCUGCGGCUACCCGCGGACGCCCAAGUGCGCCCGCUGUCGCAACCACGGCGUCGUGUCGGCGCUCAAGGGCCACAAGCGCUUCUGCCGCUGGCGGGACUGCGCGUGCGCCAAGUGCACCCUGAUCGCCGAGCGCCAGCGCGUCAUGGCCGCCCAGGUGGCGCUGCGCAGGCAGCAGGCCCAGGAGGAGAGCGAGGCCCGGGGGCUGCAGAGGCUCCUGUACCCGGGACCCUCGGGGCCCGGCGCUCCGACGUCCGGAGGCAGCGGCGGAACCGAGACUCCCCAGGCCGCGAGCGGCCCUGCGGCAGUGACUGCGAUGGGGCUGGGGGCCUUGAGACGGGCUGGGGCUCUGGCGAGCCCUGCGUUCGAGGUUUGCCAGCCAGAUUAUACAGAGGGACAACAAGAACAAAAAGAGAGUAAAUGUGACUCAUGCCAGAGUGGACAAGAAGAACUGGUGUCUAAAUCCCAUCAACUAGCCCUGGGAUCAUCUCCUAAGUCUAAUGGUGUCACUGGAAAACAAAACGUCAGGUCAACUCUUUCAGAAAACUCAAACAAGGAUGCUGGCAUCCAGUCUCCUCUUGGUGGGGAGCAAUCGGGAGGUGAAGAGAGCCCCGGGUCCCUGUCAUCGUCUGAUCUGGAAUCAGGAAAUGAAAGUGAGUGGGCCAGAGACUUCACUGCUACCAGAGCCAGCCUCCCGGCAGUGUCCCCAAGACCAAGAGACCCUCUUGAUAUCCUUACCAAGAUUUUCCCAAGUUACAGACGCAGCCGGCUGGAAGUCAUUCUACAGUUCUGCAAAGGGGAUGUGGUCCAAGCCAUUGAACAGGUCCUAAAUGGGAAAGAACACAAACCAGAUCCCAGGGACCUAGCAAGCUCAGGAGAACUGGAAAAGACAGCUUUUCAGAAAGCUUCGAAUUUUAGUUUUGCUGGAAUUGGUUUUGGAACUCUAGGGAAUAAAUCAGCUUUCUCUCCUCUUCAAACUACUUCUCCUUAUGGAGGUGACUCCAGUCUCUACAGCUUAAAUCCUAGACUAGGUAUCAGUCCAUUACGCCUGGCAUAUUCCUCUCCAGGAAGAGGGCUAUCUGGUUUCAUGUCUCCCUACCUAACUCCUGGGUUGGUACCAGCGUUGCCUUUUCGGCCAGCUUUGGAUUAUGCCUUUUCAGGGAUGAUUAGAGAUUCUUCCUACCUUCCCAGCAAAGACUCAGUAACUGGUGGAAGACUGUAUUCCAGGCCAAAUCAGGACAAUCUGUAAUGCAUCUGCCUAUUCUCACUCUCUGGAGUAAUUCUAGAAGCAUGCAGUACAGCCCUCACACCCACAUCUAUUAAUGUGUUCACUGUGUCUGUAAGUGGAUUACCAGGCCUUAAAAAUGCUAUUUUUUUUUCAAAAGCAAUAUGAUAAACUUGAGAUCUAAAGACUCUUCUUUAGCAUUUAUUAAGUGAAAUAAGCAUUUAAAUAUUAUAUGUGCCUUGAAUAAAGCCAUUUCUGGAAAUGUUUUUACUUUAAACUAAUGAAUUUUCUCCCUUAAAUAUCAAUUGUAAAAUCCCUGUUUUAAAACUAUGCUUGUUUUUAUUUUAUUGAAAAGUAGAGUUUAUAGUUGUAAAAUACAUUUGUAAGUGUAAAGCAAUCCACCAUUAUAUAAAAUGAACCAAAAGGAAGAAGUUAAAAAUUGAGAUAAUUCUAAAUAAUUAUUUUAAACUUUGUGUUUCCUUCUGUUCCUUGU
Messenger RNA from Ceratotherium simum simum (southern white rhinoceros), 1969 nucleotides. It is a transcript of the gene DMRTA1, whose product is annotated as DMRT like family A1. NCBI's taxonomy places the organism in Eukaryota, Metazoa, Chordata, Mammalia, Perissodactyla, Rhinocerotidae. The record is from RefSeq and is a predicted model, not a curated record. Gene Ontology annotation, cellular component: nucleus. Gene Ontology annotation, biological process: sex differentiation; regulation of transcription by RNA polymerase II. Gene Ontology annotation, molecular function: DNA-binding transcription factor activity, RNA polymerase II-specific; RNA polymerase II cis-regulatory region sequence-specific DNA binding; protein binding.